ACACCACACUUCCCAUAAUUUUCUCUUAUAAAAAUCCUUGCAAUUCUUUUAUCAACUCUCAGUUUAAUUCUCUCUCUAGAAUUCCUAUUUCCGUCCUUUUUCUCUCUCUCUCUCUCUCUCUAUAACCAUCUGUUCUUUUUCUUUAGCUGUACGGACGAUGCCACAAGUGGAUCUUGAAACCUUAGUUUCAGCCUGCGCCGGCGUUUCUUGCGAUAAUAAAAUCGCCUGCGAAACUCUAGCCGCCACCACCACUAUCACUAUCAUAGAGAGCAACCACAACAACGUCAACAACGACGAAACUGAUCCACCGGAAAUCCCACCGGAUUUCCCGCCAGAGUCAUUCUGGCUAUCAAAAGACGCAGAGCACGACUGGUUCGACCGCAACGCUUUUAUCGAACGUAAAGAUUCAACAAAAGGAAACUCUCAUUCGACUAACUUGAAUCCAAAUAUAAACCCUAACUCAAAUUCACAGAGAUUCUCUAACUUGAAGUCAAAACCAUCAAUUAUCGGCUUACCAAAGCCGCAAAAGUCUUGUUUUGUUGACGCGAGGCGUCACUGUAAACCAGCAAACACAAGAUUGUUUCCGAAACGAUCCGGCUCUGUUAGCAAAUCGGAUUCUUCUCUGAUCGAACCAUCGUCGCCGAAAGUUUCUUGUAUGGGAAGAGUAAGAUCGAAGAAAGAUCGGAAUCGAAGACUAAAGAAUCAGCAACAAUCUGGACGGUCAAAUGAAACCGGAGGUAAGAGAGAAAGACCUGAAAGAAAGCAAAGAAGUGGAUUCUUUGCUAGUUUUCGAGCGAUUUUUAGAGCUACAAAAAAAGGUAAAGACUCGUCACAAAAAGGAAAGGACGCGUCGCAAGAAAGCUCAAAGAAGACGACAGUGAAAACGAGCGAUAUUAGAGAUCGGUUACCGAUGAGGGAAAGAGGCGCAUCACCAAUUGAACCGGCGACUGGUGGUAUUGAGCCGGUUGGUUUGGGUGGAAUGAAGCGGUUUGCAUCUGGCAGGAAAUCGGAGUCGUGGAUUGAGGUGGCGUGAUCUGAGGCGUUAGAAUGGGAAUUCCGUAUGACGGGGGAUAAUGGGUGGGGGCCAGCUAAGAGGUCGCGAUCGUGAUUGGGUAAUUGUGUGGAGGGGUAAGGUGUUGUUUAAAUGGUUGGUGGCAUGACGUGGCAACGUUGAAUUAACGGUCUCCUAUUUAGCGCGGUAACUACAGUUAUUAUCCCUCGUAUUAAUUUUGUUUUUCUCUUUUCUAAAAAGAAUUUUACUUUUCGGGCGAAUGAUUUUAGAUUUUAUUGUUUUGGAAAGUCAAGUAAUUAGGGUUUGUAAAUACAUAUGAGUGUAAAUUUGGUUAUUAAUAAUAAAAGUAAAGACGAUUUGUAUUGCUCCA
This is a messenger RNA of Ricinus communis (castor bean), 1382 nucleotides long. RefSeq lists its product as uncharacterized. The coding region runs from base 158 to 1033 and encodes 291 amino acids. The record is from RefSeq and is a predicted model, not a curated record. NCBI's taxonomy places the organism in Eukaryota, Viridiplantae, Streptophyta, Magnoliopsida, Malpighiales, Euphorbiaceae. The transcript has a single exon.